GCGGGCUGUGCGGAGGGCGCUUCACUCGGCAGCCUCGCCGCUCUCCCCGCCCGUCGGCUCGGACGCUCUGCGCGGACCAGGCGGCUCCUGUCCUCCCUGGGAAGGAAGGGAGAGGAGAGACGGGAGGCGAGCCCCGCGCGGCUGAACGGAGGGGGAAGGAACCAGCAGCGCGAGGGAGUGUUGAUCAGAAUGAAUGGCCAUAUUUCAAAUACCCACCCAAGUGCAUAUGGAAGUUACUCUUCUCAAGUAAAUGGAUAUGGAUCCCCAACAUUUUCUCAAAGCGAGAGGGACCAGGCGUCGAAGACAAGUGCGAAAGCUUUGUACGAGCAAAGGAAGAAUUAUGCCCGCGAUAGUGCCAGCAGCAUAUCUGAGACAUCACAGUACCAUGUGGAGCACUUGACUACUUUUGUCUUGGAUCGGAAAGAGGCCAUGAUCACGGUAGAUGACGGCAUAAGGAAACUGAAGUUGCUGGAUGCCAAAGGCAAAGUGUGGACACAAGAUAUGAUUCUCCAAGUGGAUGACAAAGCUGUCAGUCUGGUGGACUUGGAAUCAAAGAAUGAGCUGGAGAAUUUUCCCCUGAGCACAAUCCAACACUGCCAUGCUGUGAUGAGCUCCUGCAGCUACGACUCCAUCCUUGCCUUAGUUUGCAAAGAGCCUGCCCAAAGCAAAGCAGAUCUCCACCUUUUCCAGUGCGAUGAAGUUAAGGCAAACUUGAUCCACGAAGACAUUGAAAGUGCAAUCAGCGAUAGCAAAGGGGGGAAGCCAAAGAGGAGACUCGAAACACUCAGGAUGCUUUCCAAAGUUGACGGUGCCAUUCCUCCGCCUCCGAGAGCACCAGCUCCUGUCCCCCCAGGUACAGUCACGCAGGUGGACGUCAGAAGCCGCGUAGCAGCCUGGUCCGCUUGGGCAGCUGAACAAGGAGACUUUGAGAAAUCUAGACAGUACCACGAGCACGAAGAAACAUCUGAAUUGAUGGCAGCCAAGAUCGACAGAGAUGUUCAAAUUCUAAACCACAUUUUGGACGACAUUGAAUAUUUUGUUACCAAGCUUCAGAAAGCAGCAGAAGCAUUUGCGGAGCUUUCAAAGAGGAAGAAAACCAAGAAGAAUAAGAAGAAAGGGCCUGGGGAGGGUGUCUUAACUCUCCGCUCCAAACCUCCGCCUCAAGACGAAUUUGUCGACUGUUUGCAAAAAUUCAAACAUGGCUUCAACCUUCUGGCUAAAUUAAAGUCACACAUCCAGAAUCCUAGCGCAUCUGAAUUGAUUCAUUUUCUGUUUACCCCUUUAAAUAUGGUGGUGCAGGCAACGGGAGGGCCUCAGCUCGCUAGCACAGUCCUCAGCCCCCUCUUAACAAAAGACACAAUAGACUUCCUGCGUUACACCGUCACAAGUGACGAAGGACAGCUAUGGGUGUCUCUAGGUGACACGUGGACCAAAGCCAGAGCUGAGUGGCCCAAGGAGCAGUUCAUCCCGCCCUACGUGCCGCGGUUCAGGAACGGAUGGGAGCCUCCCCUGCUGAGCUUCAUGGGAUCCCCAAAGGAACAAGAGCUCAACCAGCUAGCCGAGUCGGUGGCAAACGUAGCUGAGCACCAGCGGAAGCAAGAGUUGAAAAGGUUAUCAACCGAGCAUUCCAGCAUCUCAGAUUAUCCUCCGUCUGAAGGGAAUUAUGAGGCGCAUAAAACCCCAACCAAGAAAUAUGCCAAAACCAAGUAUGACUUUGUGGGAAGAAACCAGAGUGAACUUUCUGUCUUGAAGGAUGACAUUUUAGAGGUUCUCGAUGACAGGAAGCAGUGGUGGAAAGUCCAAAACGCCAACGGGGUCACAGGAUUUGUGCCAAACAACAUUUUGGAGCCUCUCCGAUCUCAGGAAAGCGGCAGUGCGGAGCCAUCGUAUACACACACCAUACAGAAGCAAAGGACGGACUUUGUGCCGAAGCAACCUGACCCCGCUCCUGCCGUCCCUUCACCGCCCCAGACGCCACUUCCUGUCCCUCUCCCGCCAAGUAUGCCAGCGCCCAUCCCUGUUCCUGUGCCAAAGGUGCCUGGAGCCAUCAGCCGCCAAAGCAGCACCUCAAGCGAAGGCGGGCGAGACGGCCAGAGGCAGAAGCCGCCCCCUAUAGAUCGGCGGAAAUCUCAGAUGGAGGAAGUCCAGGAUGAGCUCAUCCACCGGCUCACCAUUGGCCGAAGCGCUGCCCAAAAGAAGUUCCACGUGCCGCGAUCCAAUGCCCCAGCCAUGAACAUCAGCUACGAUUCCUCUCCCGAAGACGUGAAAAGCUGGUUGCAGGCAAAAGGCUUCAACCCAGUAACUGUCAACAGCCUUGGGGUUUUGACUGGCGCUCAGCUGUUCUCCCUCAACAAAGACGAGCUAAGGACUGUGUGCCCCGAAGGAGCUCGAGUCUACAGCCAAAUUACUGUUCAGAAAGCUGCACUGGAGGCUACCAGUGGAAGUACAGAAUUACAAGAGAUUAUGAGAAGACGGCAAGAGAAACUCAGUGCUGCUGCCACGGACUCGGGAGUAGAGUCUUUCGACGAGAGCAGCAGCCACUAAAUGCAUUCUCUGUCCAUUUUUGUUUGUACUCGCUCAAAAAAGAAGGAAGAGCUCCCAUCAAUCUGGGCAUUGUCCCAUCAUGCUUUGUUUUAGGAAGCCAUGAAGAGGAAAUGUCUGGUUGAUGACGACUAUUUAUGUAGACACAACUUGAUGCCAUAAACCAGCCUUCCUCAGCCUGGUGUUCUCCAGAUGUUUUGGACUGCGACUCAACUGGGACUGAUGGGAGUUGUAGUCCAAAACAUCUGGAUAGCAUGAGGUUGAUGAAGACUACCAUGAAGAAAGCAUGCAGCUGGGAGAUCAGUGGGACAACUGGUGCUUCCCUUCUCCCUUACUCAAAAAGCACAUUUAAGGGGAAAUGAACCAGCACUCCCAAGGUUGGCUGGAUGAAGCUAAUCAUUUCAUGCUAUUCUGAUCUUCCCCCUUUUUCUUCUUCAAAGCAGGCGAGCAAAAUCACACCGCUAUUUGGGGGGCAAAGACGGCCACUGAGCCACCUGAUUAAAAACAGGCAGGGAAAAUCUGUGGGACUGUUGUUGUAGGACUCCAGCUUCUAUCAGCUCUUGCCAGUCUGUCCAAUGGUCAAGGCUGAUGGCAGCGAUAGGCCCGCAGUGUCCAGAAGGCCACCAGUUUCCAAUCUCUGCAACAAAACAGGUUGAAAUCUGUGAUCCAGUGUGAAUCCAAAGGCACAUGAUCUAGCCAGGGAGAAUCUCCUUUGAUGUCAACCCAUUGAUGUCAACAAAGGAGUUAAACGUAUGUGAACUUUUGGCUCUUUGCUGCUGGAACCAGUGGAACUUCGUGGCAUUGGGAGUGCUCCCUUUCGUGUGUCGUGUCACUGUCAUCCAUCGCCAUGGGCGCUCUUUCUCUCCACAUCUCAUUUCUCAGCACCUGAGAUGCCAACGGCUCGAAUCUUCCAUGCAGACUAUGGCCAUUCUUCCAACUACUUCACAAGAUGGCUUCUUAACGGAGAUAGCAAUAGCAGAGGUAACUUAUUCUGGAUUCCAAUUUUACGGCUGUUCCAGUGGGGAUGAGCACAAGAAAACCAAUAAAGGCACAAAGGAAAUGAUAACACAAGUGUCAGUUUUUUUAAAGGUUCAGGGCAGGGCAGUUGGACAUUGAUUUUGAAGGUCUCCGUGUGGUCCUUUACAGUAUUAUUUCUGAAAGGCAUCGUGUUAACUUCACCCGUUGAAAGGGAAACCCAGGUUUUCUGGGGGUGGGGUGAAAGGCGAUUGCGAAAGAGAACGAAGUAUUAAUUUCCAACUGAAAACUUUUGAAACAUGGCCAAUCUGAGUUAAAUAUUCCAGUAAAUGUUGUUUAUGGUACUAUGACGACUUCUUCCCCCACCUGAGUUUCCCCAGUGCAAAAUGUUCUGUUCUGUCACCUGUAUAUAAAGACAUUACAAAAAGAAACCCAUCGUGUCAUUUAGAAGAAAUACAUCAUCUAGUUAUAUUAAUUUUCAUGGUGCCUUUUUCACAUGACUCAGCUGAAAGUCUGCAAUAAACACUAUUUGAUGUAUGUAAAAUGCUUUGCAUUCUCUGUCGUGAUAAAGGGAGGGUAGAAAUAAAUGGUGAAAGGUUUACAUCCUCCCCUUUUGUCCCAAAAGAAUGGAUUCAGACAUUCAGAAACCAGCAGUGGUAUAGUCCCAAGUUAUAGCACUUAGAUUUCAGGGGGGUGU
Messenger RNA from Zootoca vivipara (common lizard), 4213 nucleotides. RefSeq names its product EGFR pathway substrate 8, signaling adaptor (gene EPS8). Gene Ontology annotation, cellular component: plasma membrane; ruffle membrane; vesicle. Lineage: Eukaryota; Metazoa; Chordata; Lepidosauria; Squamata; Lacertidae. Gene Ontology annotation, molecular function: actin binding. Gene Ontology annotation, biological process: positive regulation of ruffle assembly; Rho protein signal transduction; regulation of Rho protein signal transduction. The record is from RefSeq and is a predicted model, not a curated record.